UUGAACACACACUGACAAACAUGACUGACUGCAUGAGCGCUGUUCCUUGUUGCAGGUUAUGAGCGAAGGUAAAGCAGAAUGGCACAAUCAAUUUCGGCAUCGAACAAUCCAGUAGUGGUCGCAGCGAUGUCAAGAUCGAGUACCGGUACGGACUUCUUCUCUAUUGGAAAUAUAGAUUUCCAUGUCCAGGGUCUGUAGGCAAGUCCACGUAAGCAGUUAUUACUGGUCAGCUGGCAAAAUGCGGCUAACAGUGGUGCGUGCAAUGGUUGGAGGUCUGGUGUCUGUGCUCAUCAUCCUGCAACUGAUACACCUGUCUAUGAUCUCCUGGCUAGAAAACAAAGCAACGGCCAUCACCAAUGGGCGCCGGUCUGCAGGCUCGGGGAGCCUGCCCAGCCGGAACAACCACUCCCUCCGGAGCCGGACUAAAAUCCAUCUGGAGGCUAAACUGGACACCACGGGGUCCUACAAAAUCUACCAUUCCUACAUGAAGAGUACUGCCGCUGUUAGUAGAAAGACUCACGAGGCACUGCCUUCGGACGUGACCCUAAUCACCCAGUGUUCCGUGAACAAUCUGUACCACCUUGUUGACCUAGUGGUACGGUGGCAGGGCCCGAUGUCCGUGGCCGUGUUCUCUGUAGGUCCAGACAUCAGUACUUUCAAUAACAUCUUGUUCACUUUGCGGGAGUGUUUUCCUGGCAUCAAAGAGAACGUUACCUUUCACCUUGUGCAGCCCAUCACUGAAAUAACGGAGACACUCAGCAGCAGCAGUGCCAAGGCCCUCCCUUUUACAAAAUUGCCUUGCGAGACGAUCCUGUCGAGCUUGAAAGAGCAGACCUUUCAAGCCACGUCUCAGACGAAAAACUACGCCCUGCAGGUCCCCUACCCCAAUAACGUCUUGAGAAACGUGGCGAGGAGCGGGGCCGACUCGCGUUUUGUCUUUGUCAUUGACAUUGACAUGUUGCCCAGCGCUCACUUGCGAACUCAAUUUUUGCAUCUGUCGCGGAGCAGCAUCAUCCUGCAAGAGGAGACCGAGUAUUCCAAAAGGACGGCAUUCGUGGUCCCAGCAUUUGAGAUUCAGAAGGGGGAGGAGGUACCACGUACUAAAGAAAGACUCGUCCUGGACGCUGCCAUGUAUGGACGCAUCAGACCGUUUUAUGUUGAAGAUUGUCCUCAUUGUCAUAACCACACUGACUACCAUAGAUGGGAGCGAUCAAAGGGAACUCCUGGUGCAGUGAACAUUGCCUAUACUGUAGAAUGGAAGCCAAUGUGGGAACCGUUCUACAUCGGUCACAGGGACGUGCCACUCUACGAUGAACGAUUCAAGCAGUACGGAUUCAAUCGCAUCAGUCAGGUGUGUGAAAUGCACGUAGCCGGCUACAACUUUGCCGUGCUGGACACUGCCUUUCUCAUCCACAAGGGCUUCAAGGAGAAGUCGGCCUACCACGCCCACAAACUCCAAGAGAACCGGCGGAACAAGGAGCUGUUUCUCCACUUUCAGGAGGAGCUGAAGGUCAAGUACCCGGAAUCGUCCAAGAGGUGCCAGACAUAGUAUCGGGCGGUCAGGUGGCACGGCAGACUUGGUGAGGCAGACAGAGAUGUGAUGAGCGGUGGAGAUGAAAUGAUGGGGAAAACAACCUGAUUUCUUUCUCUGGGGAAGUAAAUAGCGUGACUUGUUCACAAAAAA
This is a messenger RNA of Patiria miniata (bat star), 1684 nucleotides long. RefSeq names its product beta-1,4-glucuronyltransferase 1-like (gene b4gat1). The transcript has 4 exons. The record is from RefSeq and is a predicted model, not a curated record. The coding region runs from base 182 to 1549 and encodes 455 amino acids. Lineage: Eukaryota; Metazoa; Echinodermata; Asteroidea; Valvatida; Asterinidae. Gene Ontology annotation, molecular function: glucuronosyltransferase activity.